UGUAUGCGCUGGCGCGGGAGGGCGUUGCAGUCUCCGGGGGCGCUGGGGAGUCAUUGUCGGCCAUGACAGAGAGUGUGCGUGUUCCAGCGUUACGUGUGCUUUACAUCCCUUUGUGUGUCCAGAGAGUGUUUUAUUAGUGUAAUCACAACACUACAAGUGGCGACGAGGAUAAAAUGGAGAUAUCCUUCUUCGGGGAACUAGGAUAGUUAUACCUCAUCUUCUGCGGCAACGAGUACUGGAAGCAGCUCAUGAAGGCCAUCCAGGCAUAGUAGCAAUGAAAGCUCGCCUCAGAACAAAGGUGUGGUGGCCUAGGAUUGACAAAGAUGCUGAACGAUUAGUAAAAGCUUGCCGAGGAUGUACGCUUGUAUCAAAUCCUACUCCGCCACAUCCAAUGAAGAGACGAGCACUUCCCGCUGAACCUUGGGUUGACAUAGCGAUGGACUUCUUGGGGCCGCUUCCUAGUCACGAUUACCUGUUGAUACUUGUUGAUUACUAUAGUAGAUAUAAAGAAAUCAAAGUAAUGCGCAGUAUUACUUCUCUUGAUACGAUAAAGGUGUUAAAAGAAAUAUUCUCCAGAUUAGGUUAUCCAGCAACCUUGACGUGUGAUAAUGGAACUCAGAUGACUGGCGAGGUUUUCCGGAAAUAUUGUAAGGAAUGUGGAAUCAUCCUAUAUAAUACAGUUCCGUAUUGGCCUCAAAUGAACGGGGAAGUCGAGAGGCAAAAUCGAGACGUUUUAAAACGUCUAAAAAUUUGCCAAGCUGAAAACAAGGAUUGGAAAGAGGACAUUUUCAGUUAUUUAAUGAUGUAUAACAGUACGCCUCACUCUGUUACAGGCAAAUCUCCCUCGGAGUUAUUUUAUAAAAGACAGUUUAGAGACAAGAUCCCAGCAGCACCAGAUAUGGAGUAUAAGGCAAUAGAUGAAGAGGUAAGAGAUAGGGACCUGCAAAAGAAGGAAAAAGGGAAAGAGUAUGCAGAUCUCAAAAGGAAAGCGACAGAUAGCAACUUAGAAAUAGGAGAAAAAGUAUUAGUGAAAAAUUUGAUCAAAGAUAAUAAGUUAACCUCCAAUUUCAAUCCCACUACGCAUACAGUUACGGAUGUGAGUGGUGGUGAUGUUAAUAUUAGGAAUGAUGAAACCGGAAAAGAAUAUCGGCGAAAUAUAGUCCAUUUAAAGAAAUUAAAUGAUUCAUGGACGGUUGUGAACCAGAGUAGCAGUUAGUUAACUAUGAUUAGGUUGAUUAGGUGUGAUUGGAUUUUGUACAAAAGUAAAUUGUGUUAAAUUGUUAAUUGGGAAUUGUAUUGAAUGUUGUUAAAAGGAAGUAAAACCAAAAUUGUUUUGUUAAAUUUAAAACCAUAAUUGUUUUGUCUAAUUUUACCUACUGUAACCUACUGUAAUUUCAAAUUAUUUCAUAUAAUAAAAAUAAAGAAGGGAUGUAGUGUAUGCGCUGGCGCGGGAGGGCGUUGCAGUCUCCGGGGGCGCUGGGGAGUCAUUGUCGGCCAUGACAGAGAGUGUGCGUGUUCCAGCGUUACGUGUGCUUUACAUCCCUUUGUGUGUCC
Maniola jurtina (meadow brown) is the source of this 1554-nucleotide messenger RNA. RefSeq lists its product as uncharacterized. Gene Ontology annotation, biological process: DNA integration. The coding region runs from base 275 to 1216 and encodes 313 amino acids. The record is from RefSeq and is a predicted model, not a curated record. The transcript has 2 exons. Gene Ontology annotation, molecular function: nucleic acid binding. Lineage: Eukaryota; Metazoa; Arthropoda; Insecta; Lepidoptera; Nymphalidae.